Molecule: messenger RNA, 9656 nt
Organism: Callorhinchus milii (elephant shark)
Lineage: Eukaryota; Metazoa; Chordata; Chondrichthyes; Chimaeriformes; Callorhinchidae
Gene: crk
Product: v-crk avian sarcoma virus CT10 oncogene homolog
Exons: 2
Coding region: 39-932 (297 amino acids)
Molecular function (GO): protein binding
Source: RefSeq, a predicted model, not a curated record
GCGGCGGCGGCGGUCAGGUGGGGGGGGAAGCAGGGACAAUGGCCGCCAAUUUCGACGCCGAGGACCGGAGCAGUUGGUACCUGGGCCGGCUGAGGCGGGACGAGGCGGUGAGCCUGCUGCAGGGCCAGCGGCACGGGACCUUCCUGGUGCGGGACAGCACCACCAUGCCGGGGGACUACGUGCUGAGCGUGAGCGAGAACUCCAAGGUGUCGCACUACAUCAUCAACAGCCGGCAGCCGGGCCGCUUCCGGAUCGGCGACCAGGAGUUCGAGCACCUGGCCGGCCUGCUGGAGUUCUACAAGAUCCACUACCUGGACACCACCACCCUGAUCGAGCCGGUGGCCUCCCGGGCCGGCGGCUCGCUGGCGCGGGCCGAGGAGGCCGCCUUCGUCCGCGCCCUCUUCGACUUCGUCGGCAACGACGAGGAGGACCUGCCCUUCAGGAAGGGGGACGUGCUGCGCAUCCUGGACAAGCCCGAGGACCAGUGGUGGAACGCGGAGAACGGCGACGGCCGGCGGGGCAUGAUCCCCGUGCCCUACGUGGAGAAGUGCCGGCCCAACUCGGUCAGCCCGGCCGCCCUCCAGCACCCGGCCGCCGCCGCCGCCGCCGGCCCCGGCCAGGAACACGCCUCGGGCCCCGGGCCGCACCCGCCCCAGGCCGGCCCGCAGGAGCCCGGCCCCUACGCGCAGCCCAGCGUCACGCCGCUGCCCAACCUGCAGAACGGGCCCGUCUUCGCCAGGGCGGUCCAGAAGCGGGUCCCCAAUGCCUACGACAAGACGGCCUUGGCCUUGGAGGUAGGUGACCUGGUACAAGUAACAAAGAUCAACGUGAGUGGUCAGUGGGAAGGAGAGUGCAACAGCAAGCGGGGUCAUUUCCCUUUCACCCACGUUCGGCUCCUGGACCAACAGAACCCCGAGGAGGACAUGAGCUGAGUGCGUUUGUUUUUAAAAACAGAAGAAAAUAGUGAUUUGAAUUAUGGAUGGGAGCAAGCUUUCCUUGGCUGUUUAUUUCCCCAAACUGACCCAUUGAUGUUUACACUAGCCCUGUAAGAUCAUUUUUGACUCAUCAAAAGAAAGCCCUCUUUGUGUCUGCAGUGUAUGGAUUGGAGAGGAGGAUAUUGAUGACGUGUGGUGUUCAGUGCUGCCGCUGAUCUCUAAAUCAACCUUUAGCUUGUGUGUCGAACACGAUGCGCACCUCGUGUGUGCAGCCUUGUCUAUCAGUUUUUUUUUCCUUCCAGUGUCAUCAUUGAAAAUGUUGCCUCGUUACCUAAGUUGACAACCACGCCAGCAUUCUGAUUGGUUAAGCUGUGCCUACUAGAACGUGUAUGUGUAUUUAAAAAGUGAACGGGUUUAAUCCAUCACACUCCUCAUUACACACACGUACACAAACUUGGCAGGUCUCAGUUGUAACUACUAAACACUACUGAAUGGGGGAACAUUUGCUACCGGUUUGGGCCCAAAUUGACCUGAUUGCAGGUGCUUUAAUAAGCUUAAUACUGUACUUUCAAUGGCCUCAGUGAAUCAUAUUUAGCAAUCAGGAGAAUUUUUUUAAUUGUAAUCUUUAGAGACAAUUUAAUUUUGUGUAUGGGCUGACAUGGUAUCUCGACAAUGAGUGAGUGACCUUCAGCGUUAAUGCAUGUAAAGUAAUUCAACACGGUUUUGACAAGAACACUAUACUGAGAGAAUCUUAGGGGUGAGGGGGGUUUCAUUUUCACCUUUCAGCCAAUUUAACCUCGGAUUGGUUGUGAUUGCAGCCUUCUCUCAAAUGAUAACUUUCUCAAAAACUGAAAAAUGCCAAGUCUUUAUAUAAACCCCUCUCCCCUCCAGCAGUGUCUAUUCUGAAGCUCUCUGGCAUUGCUGGAAAACAAAACACUAAGAACAGAAACACUACAAGAAAACAAAGGGGACGCAAAGGUUUCAAAUUAUGUUCACUGCCAGUUAAUGCUGGAUUAAACUAUUACUGGUGGGUAAGAAGGACACAUGUAAUAUUCACUUCUUCCCAUGGUGGUGUAUAGUCUCACACCAGCGGAUUGAGUAUUCUGUACACAAGCGAUUCCGAUGUAAUAGACGUGAGAUUAAAGUUCUCCUGGCACUAGCCUCGCUACACCUUGGGGUAAUUCCUAGUUUGCUCAUCGAGUCUGUCAGGAUCUUAAACUGCCAGAUGGGGACCAGAAGUGAGAGAAUCCAGUUUUCCUUUGUUUCCAACCAAAGGUGCUCCCUUGUUAAAACGUGUGUGUGUUUUUUCACGAUUGAUGCCACCUGUUCGAGAGAUCCAAUGGAACAGCAAGUGCUCUGAAGUGUUGUUGUGAACUGGCCUGUAAUCUCUAGUUGUCUUAAUCUCUUAUUCAUGUUAUUUACAACAUACAACACAGUUAGAUUGUAACCUAGUUAUCUUCACUUUAACUUUUAAUUUUAAACAUUUUCUUUGCAAGGUCCAGCUCUGAUUUUUUUGAUUUAUCCCAAUCCUGUACAUUUGAUUUUCAAACUCCCAAUGCGAUUAAUUCUGUAUUUUCUUUGCUCUGAUUUAGAACUGUAACCUACAAUAAGAACGUGGAUGUAUUUAUUGUUCUAGAAUUGCUAAAUGAUGACUUUAGUCCCAGUAUUUGGGUACGUACAACAAGGUGCAGAAUACACCUUGACUCACCACACUCCAAGACAACUCAUGUGGAAAUGAAAAAAGAGCCGGAAGAGGAAAUGAUCAAGUCGUCCAUGGGGAUUGCUUCAGCUUUUGCUGGCCUUUGGAGAAGACUCCUAGUUGAGAGGGAGAAAGAUCAUUCCUUUAAUCGAUAGGGUCCAAUUAGCUUUUAAAAAAAAUAAUCAGUGUUCGAACAGCAUUGUGAUUAUAAUUGUAUCUUGGCUGUUUGAAACCAAAAUUUUUGUUCGCCAUGUGGAAACUGGAUUGUUGUUGUCCCCCUGCACUUACCUUUGGGCACAAUGUCAAUAACAGCACACUUUUAUGCAAGUAAAAUACAAGUUGGAACCUGUGGUAUCCUUUCGCUCCACUCGUCAUCACCUGUAUAUAUAAAUCGGUGCCCCCAGAAAAGCGCCAAGACUGCAUGCAACAGAUUGGGGAGGGGCUAGAAUAGUAACUACAGUAUAGAUCAGUGUAACUGAUUGUGCCAAACAUUAACUGUAACCUGUUAAUUCCUGAAUGGGUGUCUUGUAAUGUUAGCUCGCCUCUGGUCAGAAGUGUCGAUGGCUUUCUGUUCCCCGCUCUGUUGCACGCGGUAUCAAUUAAUUGUUUGGGCCUAGUGUUUGACGGCUGCAGUUUCAUUCAUUGCUUUUUUUUUAAAACACUAUAGAUGUAAAGGAGGGUGUAAGGAUACCAUUGGUUCUAUCUGACAGCGCUGAACAUGAUGGUAUUGAUUUGACAAAACAGUGUGUGAGAAUUUUAAAUGUAAUGGGAUUAGUGCUGUUGUGAGUGAACACAAUUUGCUCUGUGCCAGAUAUAAACUCCUUGAGUGGAGAGCACUUUAACUGGUUGCAUCUCCCUUCUGUUGGCAGUUACAGCUUUCUAAACGUGUGCCUGCAGGACGACAGACAGAUUCCAUGUCAAAGCACAAGUGUUGCUUUACGUACCAAAGGUCAGCAAUGAUCAUUAAAAUAAUCACUAACUUGAGCUGUUCAAAGCUGGUGGGGGAGAGGCGGGGUGUGGUGAAGGUCUUUUUUACGUAUAAUACAGUUUUAACUUGGCAUGUGCAGUGUUUUUGAGCGUGCCCAAAUAAUUUAACUGCCAAAAUAAAAAAAAAUUGAUCUUUCACCAGUUUAGAGAAGAGCUGAUUGAGAAUCGCUGCAGAAGGCCACACAAUGCUGUAUGAAAUCAGGGUAGGAAUCUGUGGUGGGUUAAAGGCACUGAUAAUGUGAACUGGGCACAUGGCUUUAUAUUUUUCAUCACCUCGUAAUCUUAAGCAAUGAGUAUUUCCAGCCAGUUAGUGUUUUGGACCUUUAGUUUUUUGUUGGUGAUUGUAUGGAUUACCUUCCUCUUAACAAUGACCCUAGGUGUGUAAUCAUCUAUAUGCUGAUCAGUAUUUUAAUCAUCAUGUAUUGAAUCGUGACCGACUCCCUCUGCCUUCCUAUUGGCACCAUCUACCAAUCACGGUUUACAAUUCGAAAGUGUUGAAAUGUUGAUGCCUGGGAUUGUUGUGUUUGCAAUUUGUUUAUUCAACGGGAUAAGCAUUAGAAUUCAGGCUUUCGUUCUGGCUUCGAAGAGGAAACAUCUCAAGCCAAACCUGACCCAACUCAGCUCACCUUUUCUGUGCGGCUCAGUGCUACGCCAUGCUCAGCUGAUGCUUGUUUUUUUGUGACCCUGGAAAAAGCUCCCUUUUCUGCAGCUAUAUCUGAAGCUAUGGCAUCCUCUUCUCUUCAUGUAGAUGGUUCUCUAUUCAUUAAAGCUGUUGUAAAUGCUGAACUCUAUUCUUAUUAGCUGGCUGCUGGUGUCUGUGGCUCAGGAUUUGAAUUAAUGGCAAGGCCCCAUCAAAACCAAUUUUGAGAUUCGUGUUUCACUUUAUCAACCAGAGAGCAAGUUUAGCUGCAAGUAGCCACAGCAAGUGAAACCAGGAAAGAAAAUCAUUAGUGGCUUAGAGCUAUGAUGUAGCAUCAUUGGCGCACUGCAAUCUUGGUGGAUAUUCCACUGUAAUGUGCAGCUUUGCUCAGAAUCAUGGACUGUCCUUAAAGUUGGCAAAUAGACAAUGCAAGAAUUUGUUUUAAAAGUCAAAUAUUUUUGCACCCCCUCCUCCCCAAGGUCUAUGCUGACCUCUCAAUAGGAAAGACCACCCCUCCCAGAUUAUAGCCCGCAUCAGUCCAGUUCUGUUUUUUGCUACUGGGAUGUGUGUGAAAGUAACCUGGCCUAUAUCUCACCUGUGGGCUGGCAAAAUAUUGUCCCGGGUUUAAUAUCGAAUGUCUUGAUAAUGAAACUGUUUGGUGAAGACCCUGUACAGAGAAAUUGCACCACAGGCCCAGAUUAAGCUGGUGCGUCAUGCUCACAGAUCAUCCAUUAGAUGCAGCGAUUAGCCUGGUUGUCCAAAUAGAUUUCAUAACAUAACUGCUUAUUAGAUGUUUACAUUCCCAAGGGAUUAAAAUACGGUGUCUGCUUUAACUGCUUGCUCUUUAAACUGUCUGUAGGAUCAGUGACUGAUCUGCUCAGCUCAGCACACGAAACUCGAGGCAAGUGAGAUGUAGACCUGUCUUUCUAGUCAAUAAACGGUUAAAAGAUUAAUUAUCACUAAUUCUCACCUCGAACUGUGCUAAUUCAGCUAAGUGUUUUUUUUUAAAUGACAUCAGUCUGGAAUAUUGUCACUGUGCAAUGCACAGUUUAAAGACACACAACAGAUGCAUGUGUGACUGAUGGAAUUUCAUUGCUGAGCUUUCUUUGCUGGUGAUCCAGUGUCACUUCUGCCACACACUUAGCCAUUUAGUGGGUCAUUGGUUGGGUUUCAUUACUGUUCAGAAGAGAAAACUUCUCUUUGAGUUGGUUUGGAAAUACUUUUUACGUAAAGUUGAGUUCCUGCCAUUCAGUGAGUUGUGUAAACACUUUAGUUUAGAGCUUGUAUUUGCCUAACUAAUAUUGAACAGGGAGGGAGAUGAGAAGAAUAAUCACGUAUGUUAAAAAGAAAAACGAGAAAUUGGGCAGGAAGGAAUAGAGAUGAUUUGAACCAUUGAAAUCCUGCUCCCUGGCAUUGCUCAGCUUACCCAGAUCAAACGAUACUGACAGUAUUUGAAAGUGUGUAGUCUGUGUAAAAGAAAAGUAUCAAUCCCAAAUCUAUGCAAACACAGAUACCGGGCAUGAUUUUGUGUUAACAGCAGCCUCUUCUGAUCAUAUUUGAAGGGAAUCCUGUUGAUAUCCCAACUUGAUUGACACUUGAAGAAUUAAUGACCUUUAAUUGGUGCCAAUCGAGUAUUGUAUUCGAGCAUUAUGUGAAUUCUAGAGAUGAUUAAAGUAGAUGUGGAAGUCUGGGCUUGUUCUCAGUGUGAUGACACUACACUGUGCAAAAACACUAAACACACAAGCAAGCCCCAGCUUGCUCCAAUUAAGCUUUUUGUAAUUUUUUCAACCACUACCGUGUGAUUUGCACAGCUAAUAAACGGAACAAUUUCAAGUAGUUUGCCAUGUGUAUUAUUUUGUUGUGACAUUAUCAGUGGUUCUUGUGGAGAUUACUGGCUAGUUUCUAUUUCUGACUUAUUAAUUUUUUUAAUGUAUUCCAAUCAUUUUGUCGCAGUUUUUACUGUACUCGGCACUUCUGUACACGGCACUGACAGCUGACUGCUGUCCAUAUAUUUCUGUAAUGCACAUAAAUAAUCAUUCUGUUUAUCGGAUAGUUUACCUGAAAAGCAAAGUCUUAAAUCGGAUUCUGAAACACUACUUUGACCAGAUACAGUUCAUGUGUACUGUUGUGUUCUGAAGGUAGACGGCACAGACUUUUAAUCUAUAGUUCUCAUGCUUUUUUUUUGCAAUGUUUUUUACAAUCUUGAAAAGACGAGUUAGCGAUCUCCAGGUCCACAGCGACACGAACACUGUUGAGCAGCAACUGAAAAAGUGCAGCAUCAGAUGACUUUGUAAUAGGAGGUGGGAUUAGAAAAGCAUAAUGCAUCUGCCUCGGUGGCUCAGUAGUAGAGUGCAUUCGCACACUGUGCUUUUCAGCCAGGAACAUCCCAGCUUUAUGGUAGGUUAGCUGAUGUCAGCCAUUGUGGUAGUACAAUUGGCCUGAGAAUCGGAGUGGGGAUGGGUAGGAAUCAAAUAAAAAUGCUGCUCCUUUAUUACUCUCCGGGCACGUCUGUUCGAUGCUAGUGUAGACAUGACCGGAUUCAGCUUUGACGUCGGCUACAGUUGAACCUCCAGCCAAUGCCGUCUAAUAGAGAUUCCCUUGUGUCUACGGACUCGUCCCAGCGCAAUUGGCGUUUUUAGAAGCAAAUUGGGGAUUAUAAUCUGACGUGAGGAAUCCGGGGCAAGGUCGCUGGAGUUCCGAAAAUCACGUCCCUGUAGCAGUAGCUCCUUGUAUCAAGAUCUUGUGAUGUCCCCUUUUUUUUCUCUCUGUUGUAUCAAUAGCUGUUGAUACAGUGGAAUCCUGAUUUCCUGUUUUGAUGGCCACACUCUGGAAUGGGGGUGAUUCCAAAAUACAAUGCGUUUGCUGCUGCUGACUCGGUCUUUUGCGCUGGCUGUGAUUAGCUCUUACCGUAAAGCUUUGACGCCCAUCUACACCAAAUGCACUUCAGUCCUGGAUCGGCGAAGAGCUUUGGGUACCAGAAGUCACUCACUGCACUGAAUAAUUUCCCAUUGAUUGGUCUGGACGGUGUACUAGGUGCAAUGGGAGUGUAGAGAAUACCUCCAGCAGCAGAACAAGGUCGCUCCUUCCAGUACCCAGUGUCCAUAUCCCGGACUGUCCCAACGCCUUUGGGCAUCCUCCCGACGUGAAAGGCGCUGUGUAAAUGCAAUUUAUUGUAGCUGAGAGUGGUGGGUGGGGGCCCAUUUCCUCAUGCUGCAGUUGACUGGCUGCUAGGAGAAAGCCCCAAUGACUUGAUCACUUCUCUCCCUCCCUCGAUCUCCCACCACCUCCCAGCAGAAGCUUCCUUCGGAUCGCAAGCUCGGCAGUAGGGGAUUAGAACUUGUGUGGCUUUGCACAGCGUUGCCCUCUAUUUGAUUCGGUAUUUGAAAUUUCUCUUACUUGCCGCCCUACCAGUGAAUGAAUGGCCGACCGCAUCGAUGCGUAUUGGUUGAAUCCGAAGUUUGGUUGCUUGCUUGCACGUGGAUUGCUCAGAAUCAACUUUCACGCACGUUCUUUGAAAUGAAUCUGCGAAUUUGUCUCAGUGAAAAUCGAAAACUGACCAGACAGGGGAAGGUUCGGGGGCUGUGGGGGCGCGGGGCAGGGUUGAUGAUUACAAAGGAGAGGGGUGGGGUGGGUUAAAGAGAAGAGAAAAAACAUUCCGACCUAUAUCUAAAAUAGCCCUUUGCGCACAAAGUUCUCUGCCAAGUGUCUUGGCCCAUGUGACGGGUUGAGAAGAAAUUGCAUUAGCAAUAUUGUCUGUUCCCCAGGGAACUCACGGCACUAUUGUCAGCAGAAGAAAGGAGGAAAUCCAGCACUCACGUGGACAAAAACAAGCUGAAUUUCUCUGCAAUGCAGCAGUUUGUGGUCAGAACACUUGGCAGAGAUUUGAAUGUGAGGAAAAUACUGAGAUCUAUCAUUUGGCGCAAGGGUAGGGACAGCUUUGUGGGAUAAUGUCUUGAGUAUUGCACAAGCGAUCUGUCCAUAUCUCGACAGCUUGCUUGUAAAGUGCUCAGGUUGGAAAAGGUUUAAGUUUCGUGACUAUGAGAAAGAUCUCGGUGUUCGCACACUGCUGAAACAUUUAUGGGUCAACUUAAUGUUGCAGGAUCUGCUCCUGUGUGCCACUCAGUCUCAAUAAUAUUAAAAUCCAAUUUGUUCUCAGUACUUCGAUGCAAACAAAGAUUUCUUCAAUUUUAUCGCAUUUUUUAAGAAAAAUUAUGCCUUUUUUCCAUAAAGAAUCACAGUGAACAUACAGUAAAAUCAAAAUGAAGCUGGUGAUUUAGUCUUGUUCUGUAAAGGGCUUAAAAUCAGAAGACUGGUUGCAACUUUUGACACUAAAUUUAAAUGAUACGGUACUUUCCGAAUAGAGUGCGAGCAUGGAUAUGAUGCUUCAGUUUGAUGGGGGUACAGAAAUCAGCUGCUACUAAAUAAUGUGUUAACAAGACCAUUCUUCUGGAUGGCCUUGCUGGUGUCUCAUUUCUGUUUCUGUGUCGUUAAAAGUAAUCGUGAGCCUGAAAAAGUCCGUCUUUGUUUUUGGGACGUAACCUUGCACUUUCAAACUGAGCACAGCCACUAACGGUUCUGGGUGUUCAACAAGUGUACGCUUUUCCAUCCCUACACUUAACAUUCCUCUACCCCAUCCCUACGCUUAAACAUUCCUCUACCCCAAGCCACUCUGAAUUCCUGAAAACAGUGAACAUUCCUAUUUCUCGGGAAGGGGAAUGAAUGUCUAGCUUUGUGGGCAAGGAAUACUGCAAGGGGGUAAGGACCACAGACGAGGAAGGUACCCGAUUCAAUCCCGGGGAUCAGGAGGGUCUCUACAAUGGAGCUUGGUGCCUCUACAGAGAGGAGGGAGAAACCAAAGGGGAGCUUGCUCCUGUUCACUGCUGGAAAAUGUUUGUGAAUGGAGCUGGGAUGAUGCCAGGCUGUGGUACCCUUCGUGUCUGUUUGAAUAGCUAGCCGACACUCACUGUCCAGCAACCUCACUCACCGAGGAUAGCUACAGCCAGAGGUUAGUGGAGGGCCUGGGCUCCAGCAGUGCCUUCGUGAGAGGAGGGAGGAAGAUUGAACAGGGGAAAAAAAACUAUUUGGUUUUGUUUUUCUUUUAUAAAGGGAAGGUUGAACCCGUGACUUUUAACAUCCGUCUCCCUCACAGUAAAUGCAAGUCACUAUUCAAGAGGCUAUUUUUGUAAUUGUAUCGUGUCCUGUUCGUGUGCUGACGGAGGAGUGAAAUCAGGAUUAUUAUUGUGGAAGUAUGAAUCCAUUGUGUUAAUAUGAAGAGAUGUGCCAUCUAUAAUACUAUAUCCUCCACGAUGAUUGAAAUCCACCUUUUAUUUUCUGUAGCAUGUAGUGUAAUGUAUGUUUAUAAUAUACCUAGCCAAUAAAAUCACCUGGGAAAUGA